Messenger RNA from Cryptococcus amylolentus CBS 6039, 660 nucleotides. RefSeq lists its product as hypothetical. The transcript has 2 exons. The record is from RefSeq and is a predicted model, not a curated record. The coding region runs from base 1 to 660 and encodes 219 amino acids. Lineage: Eukaryota; Fungi; Basidiomycota; Tremellomycetes; Tremellales; Cryptococcaceae.
AUGUCCCGCCGAGACGACCGCCGCCCCAACAUCUCCAGGCCUUUCGACCCCGCCGUCUCCGCCUGGGGCCAACAGCCCGACCGCUCUUCUCCCGCUGCUACCCAUCCCACCAUCUCGGCUCCUUCCAACGUCCAAACAUCUGUCUGGCCCAAUGGCGACGACGACGCUCCAAGCGCUCCUAACGACCCGUCUGAUAGGGGUCAUCAGCGAGACUUCUCUGAUACUUCGAGGGAUAUACCACUCAUGUUCCAGGGAACUCAAGGUUCGAUUGAUGGUACGAUGGAAGGCGAUAAUGCUCAGGCGAAUAUGACGUCCCGAUUUUCGUCUGACAGUUCUCGUCCUACGACUGGAAACGCCUCCCAGGCUCCCGUGACUUCUCGCUUCUCGAGCGAUACUGAUGACAGGCCGUCCACUGGAGGACAGGGAAGUAGCGGUGAUCAGGGGAUGAGGAAUACGUGGAUUGGUUCUAGUCCUGAUAGCGCUACUUGCCGCGAACGGGACACUGAGCUGCAGAGAAGGCAGUUGAGGCAGCAGCAGAGAAGAGGGCAUCAGGUUGGAGCGAGCGAGGUCAGUGAUGCCAGCAGAGAGGUGGUGAUAGGUCUCGAGACUACUACUACGGCUCCAGACAGCAGGAGGACCUCCAGCGAGUAUAGCCAGUAA